Molecule: messenger RNA, 1020 nt
Organism: Cladocopium goreaui
Lineage: Eukaryota; Dinophyceae; Suessiales; Symbiodiniaceae
Source: the annotation of a GenBank genome assembly
UGUUCUCUUCUCUGUGCUCGCCAUGGGGCAGCAGUCAAGUAAUCAGAUCUCGGAAACGAGAAUCAAGGCUCUGGAAAUCCAACAGCUUUACCAACAGCUGGAAACGUCCUUGGCAAAACCUGGCCGUGUGCUGGACGUGGGUGACGCCUAUCGGCAGCUUCUGACGUGGUGCAAAGAGAUUCGCCGCCCCAACAACGAGGUGCUGAGCGGCGUCCUGGAGGUUCUGAGCCACGAGGAGGGAUUUCCAGCCUGGCGGCGGCAAGCUUUAGAGGAAGCCUAUCGCAUCUUCUACGACGAGGCCGCUGACCUGGCGCUGGAGGAGCUCCCCAAGCUGCCCGAGCCGCCCACCUCGGAGGACAUUGGCUUCAGACCGCUGUCGGAGGAACUGCUCAACGGCCAGGCGGUGCAGCAAGAGAUCUAUGAAGGAUCCUUCACCGAUAGCAGUCUGCUGUUCCGCAGACGCUGGGACUACGAAAUCCACAGAAUACAGCAGACAGGGGUGACACCGUCGGGCCGCAAGAUUGUGGCAAAGGUGGCGAUGUCCAGAUACUUUGACGCUGCCGGGGAAGUGGCCGGCAAGGCAAUCCAGGCGCUGCUGCCGGUGAAGGAGUGUUGUUCAGCGCGCGAGGAUGCUCGAGCUGCCAAGGGCCCAUUCCUUCUGCCGAAGGGUGCGCGGGGUCAAAGGUCAGGACCCAGCGAAGCAUCCCAGGAGGGGCGACCGAAACCGGUUCCCAAGAUGGAGCCUCUACACUUUGACGACCACGAUGUGGUGAAGCCGCGCGCAAGGCUCAGCUUUCCGCAGCCCCGAGGGUAGCGGCCAGUCCGAUGUGAGUGACACCCCAAAAUGGAUUUAGUUUCUGAUUUGGGAGAGGUGACAACCUUGGGGUGCUCCAGAACAUCAGCCAUGCCUGGUUUAUGGAACACCCAUGGUUGAGACGCCAAAGGCUUAGAUGAAUAGCUGUGGGAAGGCCAAACUCGGUGGGGCCAAAGACGCUCCCGCGCUGAUUUCCCGCGAGAAGA